GUGACUUUUCUCUGAGUCCACCAAAAAACUCUUUUUUUCUUUUUUCCACUGUAACUCCUUUCUCUUCCCAUAUCCUUUGAGCAUGAAGGAUUCUGCUGAAUCAAGCUGGCGAUGUGUGGAGCAAUUCGGGAGCGUGAUAUAGGUUCUUUGAUUCGAUUUUGUUUCUCAAGUCAUGUUUGAUUGGGAAGAAGAAGAGCUUACUAAUAUGAUAUGGGGUGAUGACGGUGAGACAGGCGACCAUAUUGUGCCUUUUAAACAACUUAAUAAGAAGGAACAGAGUGAAGAAACUAAGACAGCUAAACCGGCUGAGCAAAAGAUAACUGGGACUAAAACUGACCUCCAUGAUGAUAAAUUGGGGAGCAGUUCGAGCCAUAAUGCUGAUGAGGGGACUCCUCAGCCAGAUUUCUGUAUGACCUCAUGGCCUGACACGUCGCUAACUAAUGCUACAAAAACUGAUCCAGAUUUGAGUGCGACUCAACUUUCAAAAUGCUUAGCUGAGCCAGCCAGAUAUGAUUCAACAAGAGAGAAAACGUCUGAACUUGGGAAAGGCCCUGAUAUUUUUCAUAGCUCUGAUGAGAGUAAAGAGCAAGGUGAUUUUGAUGACUACAGCUGGGCCAACAUUGGUAGUUUUGAUGAUCUUGAUCGAAUGUUCAGCAAUGAUGUCCCUAUAUUUGGCGAUGGCAGUCUCAGCGGUGGUGAUGAGUUAUGGUCUUCUUCUAAAGAUGUAUCCAAUAGUCCAAAAUCAUUAUCAUCAAUGUUGGACUCGCAAGAUCUAGGAUUGGAUAUUAGAACUGAGUUUGAGCAGCAAGAGAACCAGCAAUUUCCAUUGACUGGAAAAGCCAAUGGCCCGUCAUCCCAAAGUGUGCCGAGUGUACGUGUAACUCUAAAGGCUGACCAAAAUCGUGAGCAUAAGGGUCAACCCUCAGUUGAGGACCAGCCAUAUCAACAAAAUAAAAUGAUGAAGUUUUCGAAAAUGCCUAGGACUUCUGAAGCAUGGGCAUUUCAAGAUCUGUACGGUCAGAGGAUUCCAUCUAGUAAUUCACCUGGAAAGUUGGUAAAUCAGUUGACACCGCCUCGAUCUUCUCUGAUGGCUGUUAAUCUGCAGAGUGAGUCUGAAGGAUCUAGGACAUCACACUAUUCACAUAUGCCAAACCAAUACAUGGCUACUUCUGCUUUUGGUAAUCUUGCAAAUCCAUAUUCUAGUGUGCCUGUAAUUUCGGCCGUCCAACAUCCUGAUGUUAAGAAUCAGUCGAUGCAUCCUUCCUACAAUCCUGCUACUGCUACCUCCGUAAACAUGGCAAUAGAUGCCUCUGCACGGCCUUCAACAAUGACACCACAGGAAAAACUAGAAAAACUUAGACGCAGACAGCAAAUGCAGGCAAUGCUUGCCAUUCAGAGACAACAGAAGCAAUUUUCUCAUCAGGUGCCUGUGGCAGAUCAAUCCAUUACUCAAAAUUGUCUCCAAGAUAUUCCACUCCAGCUUGUCGACAAAACUAAUCUCCAAGGGCUAACUGCAAUGCCUUCCUUUGAUCCUAGUUCAUCUUUGGAACAAGAUGAUUCUGGCAAAUUUGCUGCUGCUGUUGAUAAUUCAGCAGAAUUCUCAGUUCUUUAUCGGCUUCAGGAUGUUGUAGCAAAGUUGGAUAUGGGAACACGGACUUGUAUACGGGAUAGCUUAUUCCGGUUGGCUGGUAGUGCAGCUCAGAGACAUUACACUAGUGAUACAGCCCACAGUAACAAGACUAGCCAGGAUGACCAGGAAGUUAUUCCCAGAGAAGAAUCCAGAUAUAGAUAUGCUGGGAUGCCAGAUACAGAAGCAGUGACCAACCCCACAGACAGAACUGUGGCUCAUUUGCUCUUUCAUAGGCCUUUUGAUAUGUUGGCGGCAAAGAGUAUGGAAGGACCAGAAUCACCCGCUUCUUCGAAGAUGGGAACUGGAGAAAAAGGGAAUUUUCCUAAAUGCAUCAUACGAGAGACUCACUUAAAUAAGCAGAAAGCUCAAAAGGAAGAAGGACCUGCAGAUUCACUUGCUUUGGGGAAUGCACCCAACUCUGGAUCCAGUAGCACUGUUGGUGAGAGGGUUGUUGAAGCAUCCCAAGGAAACAAAAGAAAGUUGUGAAAAUUAGAAGUUUAGGUUGCCGUGUUAGAGAGGAGCUUUGGGAAUUUCAGCAGACUAGACAACAUCUCUCUGCGUCCCUUCAAACAAUCUCCUCAUUGCUCUUUUCUUGUAAUUAGAUUUUUUUUUGUUACUUUUCAAAAACCUCUUUUGUUUACAUGUACCUCCAUGACAACUACAUUUUGGAAAACUCGUGUAGUUUGCAAUGUUUUUUUCCUCAUUCAAAACCAGAUUCAAUCUCUUAAUACAAUUGUAAGCACACA
Molecule: messenger RNA, 2376 nt
Organism: Arabidopsis arenosa
Lineage: Eukaryota; Viridiplantae; Streptophyta; Magnoliopsida; Brassicales; Brassicaceae
Source: the annotation of a GenBank genome assembly